Messenger RNA from Capsella rubella, 1705 nucleotides. Its product is annotated as probable protein S-acyltransferase 2. Gene Ontology annotation, molecular function: protein-cysteine S-palmitoyltransferase activity. The record is from RefSeq and is a predicted model, not a curated record. Gene Ontology annotation, cellular component: Golgi apparatus; endoplasmic reticulum. NCBI's taxonomy places the organism in Eukaryota, Viridiplantae, Streptophyta, Magnoliopsida, Brassicales, Brassicaceae. Bases 350 to 1594 code for a protein of 414 amino acids. Gene Ontology annotation, biological process: peptidyl-L-cysteine S-palmitoylation; protein targeting to membrane. The transcript has 5 exons.
UGCUAUGUUAAGGAUGUUCCAGAGAAGAUGGUGUUGACGAACUUCCAAUUGCGGAGGAGAAAGCUUUAAGGGGAAGAGAGAGAAACAACUCUUUGACACAAAACCUUAAUUAGCAAGAAAGAGAGCGGAAGAGGCCAUAGAGAUAGAGAGUUUUCCGACGAGGAGGGAAAAAGAAGCCAAAAGCCCGGCGGCAGCGAUUUGAAAUCUCCGGUUUCCUUCGCUGGCCGCAACAACGACGACACGAUAAGCAGACCAUGGAGAUUAAGUUUUGGUCGUCUCGUCGUUGAUUCUGAGGCUUAAGGCUUGAGGAACCAGAAUAAGAAGAAGAAGAAGAAGAAGAUAUUGGUGAAUGGUGAUGGGGAGGAAGAAAAGUUGUCAUGUUCAUAGUGCUCCUUCCGACGAUGAAACUAUGUUUUCUCACGAUCAUCAUAAACCCAAGAGGAUCUACCAACUCUGGCCUGGUAACAAUAAAUUUUAUUGCGGAGGGAGACUAGUCUUUGGUCCAGAUGCAUCUUCGCUCCUUCUGAGUACUGCUAUGAUUGGAGGUCCUGCUCUCACUUUCUGCAUCCGAAUGGCUUUUAUGAUCGGGAAACGUUAUCCGUUGUUCCACUCUCUUGUAUUGUUGGGUGCACUGUUGCUAACAGUCUUGGAUUUCACAUUUCUCUUCUUAACAUCGUCGAGAGACCCCGGGAUUAUCCCUAGAAACAAAGAAGCACCCGAAGCAGAAGGGUAUGACAUGGUCACUCAAUCCUCAGAAUGGGUAAACAACAAACUUGGUAAUACAAAGAUACCUCGAACCAAAGAUAUACUGGUGAAUGGCUACACUGUCAAAGUUAAAUUUUGUGAUACAUGUUUGCUUUACCGUCCUCCUCGCGCCUCUCACUGUUCCAUCUGUAACAACUGUGUCCAAAGAUUUGAUCACCACUGUCCUUGGGUUGGCCAAUGCAUCGCUUUACGAAACUAUCCAUACUUCAUCUGUUUCAUAUCAACUUCAACAUUCCUCUGCUUGUACGUUUUUGUCUUCUCAUGGGUCAGUAUGCUUGAGGUACACGGCAAGAUGCUGCUGAUGGUCAUCACAAACGACUUCGUAUUUGUUGUUCUCAUCCUCUACUGCUUCGUCGUUGUCUGGUUUGUGGGCGGGCUUACUGUAUUCCACCUCUACCUCAUCUGCACCAAUCAGACAACUUAUGAGAAUUUCCGGUACCGGUAUGACAAGAAAGAGAACCCUUACGGAAAGGGUCUCUUCAAGAACCUAUAUGAGUUGUUCUUUGCCAGAAUUCCACCUCCUAUGAUCAACUUCAGAGACUGGGCUCCAGAUGAAGCUGACGUAGAGGUUGGAUCCAUUGCAUCUGAGCUAGACCGAACAUUUGGACCCCGAGGAGACAAAUAUGAUAUGGAAAUGGAAAUCGGCGGUUGCAGAAACAGCAAGGGUGGUUUGCGGCUCCAGACACUGGAGUAUGACAACAGCAACAUCGAAGAAACUGUCAAGAAGAAAGGUUUUGGUGAAGGAACCACAGAGACGUUUUGCAUCCCUGGGAUUCAAGAACCUUCGUAUAUAACAAGAAACUCGAGUGUUGAUGUGAGAUCGAGGUAGGACAACAACAAAACACAUAGAUCUUUUUCAGAAUCUUUGCGCCUGUGAAAAAUGCUUGAUUACUUGUGUAAACAAUACUCUCUUUAUUUCUAAACCCAUACGCUUUUUGUC